Molecule: messenger RNA, 2606 nt
Organism: Budorcas taxicolor (takin)
Lineage: Eukaryota; Metazoa; Chordata; Mammalia; Artiodactyla; Bovidae
Gene: PATL2
Product: PAT1 homolog 2
Exons: 14
Coding region: 80-1915 (611 amino acids)
Biological process (GO): deadenylation-dependent decapping of nuclear-transcribed mRNA; P-body assembly
Cellular component (GO): P-body
Molecular function (GO): RNA binding
Source: RefSeq, a predicted model, not a curated record
CCCUGGAGCUGAGGUCGGAGGGGGGUGGAGGGGGUUAGGGCCGUCUGAGAGCCUGGGAUUCUGCUCCUUGGAGAUCCGGAUGGAAACUUUUCUGACAGCUUUGCUGGGGGGAGACCUUGGUUGUCUCGAUGCUAGACCAUCCUUUACUAAGGACAGGGGUCUCUGGGUCUCUUCCCUGUCCCAGGUUUACCUUCCAGAGGCUAACAGUGCUCUCUCGCCAGAGGAAACAGCCACAGAGCAAGUCUGCCAGCCCGAAAAGAUAAAACGCCUCCAAGGCUGCCGCUUAAACCAAGGCUCAGGCAAGCCCCGUGGCCCCUUGGCUCUGGAGGAAGAGCUGGUGUCUGCCUCUCAACUGGAGGAAGAGGACCUGGGUCCAGAUUCAGCGCCAGACGUGGAGGAGGAGGGAGCAGAGGAGGAGGAGGGGGAGGCCGAUCUGGGGGACCCAGCUGUCCAGAGUGCUGUCCACAACAGCCAGAAAGGUCUUCUCAGCUCCCCUGGAAUCACAGACCCUGGUGUUCUGGGGGUGCCCCCUGCCUCCUUGCACUUCCUGUGGCAGACCCCGGACCACCUGGCUCCCCUUCCGUUUCGGCCCUCCCUUCCCAGCGCCGGCUCUGCAGCCCGCCACUUUGGACCUCAACUGCCCGCACCAGACCCGUCGCUUCUCUGCAGCCCGCCCACCUCGUGGCCCCUGAGGCUCAGCCCACGUUUCUGUCUAAGUCUCCGCAGUCAUCUGACCCAGCUCCACCCUCAGCACCAGCGGAUCUUGAAGCAGCAGCAACAGCAGGGUCGACCACGAAGUCCCCCAGCCAAGAAGUGGCCUCAGCAGCCAGACUCCUAUGCUAACCUCAUGACGCCGAAAGAGAAGGACUGGGUGGUAAAAGUGCAGAUGGUUCAGCUGCAGAGUGAGAAGCCGCGCCUCGAUGACUAUUACUACCAGGAAUAUUAUCAGAAACUAGAGAAGAAGCAGGCAGAUGAAGAGCUGCUUGGGCGAAGAAGCAGGUUUGAGUCUCUCAAGCUGGUCACACCUUACAUUCAGAAGGCGGAGGCUUAUGAAUCAGUGGUCCGAAUUGAGGGUUCCCUGGGCCAGGUAGCUGUAUCGACGUGUUUUACCCCUCGCCGAGCUAUUGAUGCUGUGCCCCACGGAACUCAAGAGCAGGAGACAGCAGCUGCAAGCAGUCAGAGGCUGUGGGUGCUGUACCGGAUUGAGAAGAUGUUCCUUCAGUUGCUGGAGAUAGAGGAUGGCCAGCAGGAGGCCCAGCCCCACGACUCAGAGCAGCGGAGCAGCCGGGUUGAGAAGCUUUUCCAGGCCUUAAAGGCCCAGGGGCAGAAUAAUUUGGAGGCGGCGGAUGACGGCUUCCUGCAGGCGCUGUCCGUGGGGAAGGGGAAAGCCCUGGUGGCCCGGCUCCUCCCCUUCCUGCCCCGAGAUCGAGCUGUCAGCUUGCUGCUGGCCAUCACCCGCCACCUGCCCUUCCUGGUCAAGAGGGAUGUGGCCGAUCAGGCCCUGCAAAUGUUAUUUCAACCUCUAAGCAAAUGUAUCAGGCACUUGACCUUCUGGGAACUCCUCCAAGGACUUCAGGGACUCAUGCGGCCACCACCUGGCUCCUCUGAGCGGCCAGUCACUGUGGCGCUUCAGAAUCAGUUUGGCAUAUCUUUGCUCUAUGCACUGCUAAGUCAUGGGGAGCAGCUGGUGUCUCUGAAUUCUUCCCUCAAGGAGCCCAGCAGUGACCAUUCAGCUUGGACAGACAUGGUGGUUCUCACUGCCUGGGAGAUUGCUCAGAUGCCUGCAGCCUCUCUGGCAGAACCCCUGGCCGUCCCCAGCAACCUUCUUCCCCUGUUCUGUCACCACGUGGACAGACGAUUGGUACAGAAGCUGGAGGCUGGGAUGGAGUAUGUGACCGUGGAAAUAAGAUCAUAGCCCUGGGUUGAAGCCCAACUAGGCUCUAUCACUUCUUUACUAUGUUUAAACCAAGAGUAUGGAGGAUAAUUUGCUUUUUGAAGUAUUUCUAGACGUGGGUACUUACUGAGUAACCAGUCUGCUCCAAGUUAGGGUUGUAUGGCCUGUUUCUUCAGCCAAACAUUUCCAUUUUUUUCCUAGGAACUUUGAUUAUUUAUCACACCAAGAUAUUUGAGAGUAAGAAUUAGUUUUAGAAGAUGAACUAUUCAUUCAAAAAGCAUUUGAGGGACAACUCAAAUGUAAACAAGAGGUAAACGCACAAAGAACAUGUAGCUCAUCUUUGCUCAGAACUUUGCAUCUGCUGGACAGAGAUACUAACCACAUCAUACAAUGCUUUAAAGGGAAGUUAUUUGGAGUUGGUCCCUCUUUUUGUAGGUUUGCUUUGAUCUACUGAUCAGGUUGUUCCCGAAUGCCUAUAUAUGGGGAAAGUUUAGUGAUCAGACACUAGCUGUGUAUAGGUUUUUGCCCACAGGGAUCCAGAGAGUCUGAAGACAGUUGGACACCUUGAUAUAUUGGCAAACCUUGGAAACCUUUUCUCAUGCUUCAAAAAACUGAACUAUGUGCCUAAAAAGGCAGAGCAAAAUGAGGUAUAAUUAAAAAGAUAACAGAAUGUAGUGCUGCAGCUUGUUUGUAAGUCAAGAGGUAUAAUCAA